Molecule: messenger RNA, 3130 nt
Organism: Malania oleifera
Lineage: Eukaryota; Viridiplantae; Streptophyta; Magnoliopsida; Santalales; Ximeniaceae
Product: beta-galactosidase 3-like
Exons: 19
Coding region: 364-2928 (854 amino acids)
Biological process (GO): carbohydrate metabolic process
Cellular component (GO): cell wall; vacuole
Molecular function (GO): beta-galactosidase activity; carbohydrate binding
Source: RefSeq, a predicted model, not a curated record
GAAGAAGAAAUUUAUGAUAGUUGUAAUUAUUUAAUUUGGAUUUAGAUUUUUAAAUUACAGGGUAGUGUUCACUUUGAAGUUGCCCUGGCUCCUGCUGCUAAGGACAAGUUUAAUUUAUUACCCUACUGGGAAAGUAAACUAAUCGCCAUUAUUAAAAGCUAAUAGAAGCAGAGCACCCGCUCCAUCUGCUCUGCUGGGAGUGUGCUGUGUGUAAUAGCUGCUACAGCAGAACCAAACAAAAUGGCUGCCGACUUUUAGAUCACGGAUUUACAAGUCCUCUACUCCUCCACACAUUCCCAUAUUCCUCUUCUCUCUUUCUAAAUUCCCAUCUGCAGAGAGAGAGAGAGAGAGGGAGAUUGGAAGAUGGAGAUUAACUCGGUCUCCAAGCUGCUCAUUUUGUUCUGCAUGUCCUUGUUUGUGGGUUCCCAGUUGAUCCAUUGUGGGGUUACUUACGACAGGAAGGCCAUUCUCAUCAAUGGGAAGCGGAGAAUCCUCAUCUCUGGUUCCAUUCAUUACCCAAGAAGCACCCCUGAUAUGUGGGGAGAUCUCAUAGACAAGGCUAAGCGCGGGGGUUUAGAUGUUAUCGAGACUUAUGUGUUUUGGGACGGUCACGAACCUUCUCCUGGCAAAUAUAAUUUUGAAGGGAGAUACGAUCUGGUGCGGUUCAUUAAGACAGUGCAGAAAGCAGGCCUCUACGCUCAUCUCCGCAUUGGGCCUUAUGUUUGUGCAGAGUGGAAUCUUGGAGGAUUUCCUGUUUGGUUGAAGUAUGUUCCUGGAAUCAGCUUCAGAACCGAUAAUGAACCUUUCAAGAGGGCAAUGCAAGGGUUCACUGAGAAAAUCGUUGAGAUGAUGAAGAGUGAAAAACUUUAUGCAUCCCAAGGUGGCCCUAUCAUCCUCUCUCAGAUUGAAAAUGAGUACGGGUCGGAGAGUAAGGCGCUAGGAGCUGCUGGGUAUAAAUACGUAACUUGGGCUGCAAGUAUGGCUGUUGGAUUGGAUACAGGAGUCCCAUGGGUGAUGUGCAAAGAGGAUGAUGCCCCUGACCCAGUGAUAAAUGCAUGUAAUGGAUUUUACUGUGAUGCUUUCUCUCCCAACAAACCCUACAAGCCCAAAAUGUGGACUGAGGCUUGGAGUGGCUGGUUUAAUGAGUUUGGUGGCACAAAACAUCACCGACCUGUUCAAGAUUUGGCAUUUGCAGUUGCUCGUUUCAUACAAACGGGUGGAUCAUUCAUUAAUUAUUACAUGUACCAUGGUGGAACCAACUUUGGGCGUUCUUCUGGAGGCCCUUUCAUCACAACCAGCUACGAUUAUGAUGCUCCUAUUGAUGAAUAUGGUCUAAUCAGGCAACCUAAAUAUGGUCAUUUGAAAGAGCUCCACAGAGCUAUUAAGUUAUGUGAAGAGGCCUUGGUUUCUUCAGAUCCUACAGUUACUUCACUAGGAAACUACCAGCAGGCUCAUGUAUUUUCUUCAGGAUCUGGAAAGUGUGCAGCUUUUCUCGCAAACUACAAUACAAAAUCAUCUGCAAGGGUGGUGUUCAAUAAUAUGCACUAUGAUUUGUCUCCAUGGUCCAUUAGCAUCCUUCCUGAUUGCAGAAAUGUUGUCUUUAACACUGCCAGAGUUGGAGUUCAAACUUCAAGAACGCAAAUGUUGCCGAGUGGUUCUGAAUUGUUUUCUUGGGAAACUUUUAAUGAAGAUAUUUCUUCUUUAGAGGACAGUUCAAAGAUGACAACUGUUGGACUCCUGGAGCAGAUUAAUGUCACUAGAGAUGUCACAGAUUAUUUGUGGUAUACCACUAGUGUUGACAUUAGUUCAACGGAAUCAUUUCUCCGAGGAGGACAAAAGCCCACUCUCUCUGUGCAGUCAACUGGCCAUGCCCUUCAUGUCUUUAUUAAUGGACAGCUUUCAGGUUCAGCCUUUGGAAGCAAGGAGAGAAGGGGAUUCAGAUUUAGAGGACCCGUCAACUUGCAAGCUGGAAAAAAUAGAAUUGCACUACUUAGCGUAGCUGUUGGAUUACCGAAUGUUGGGCUGCAUUUUGAGACAUGGAAAACAGGAAUUUUAGGUCCAGUUUUGCUGCUUGGUCUGGACCAAGGGAAGAGGGAUUUAUCAUGGUAUAAAUGGUCCUACCAGGUGGGUCUAAAAGGAGAGGCAAUGAACUUGGUUUCCUCUGAUACUACAUCUGUUGAUUGGAUUCAAGGGUCUCUAGCUGCUAAGAACCAGCAACCUUUGACAUGGUAUAAGGCUUAUUUCAAUGCACCUAAAGGUAAUGAACCCCUGGCUUUGGACAUGCGAAGUAUGGGAAAGGGUCAAGCAUGGAUUAAUGGACAAAGCAUAGGAAGAUACUGGAUGGCUUAUGCAAAGGGUGACUGUAGCGUUUGUAGUUACCCUGGGACAUAUCGCCCUCAAAAUUGCCAAGCUGGUUGUGGCAAACCAACUCAAAGAUGGUAUCAUGUUCCAAGGUCUUGGUUGAAGCCAACAAAAAAUUUGUUUAUAGCAUUUGAAGAGCUUGGUGGGGAUGCCUCAAAAAUCUCCCUUGUGAGGAGAUCAGUGACGGGUGUUUGCGCCGAUGCAGAUGAGCACCGUCCAACUGUUGAAGGUUGGCGUACCGGGAGCUAUGGCGAGUCAAAAAUGCUUCAUCAGACCAAGGUUCACCUGCGCUGUGCAAAAGGGCAGUCCAUAUCAGCUAUCACAUUUGCAAGUUUUGGAACCCCUUCAGGAAGUUGUGGAAGCUUCCAAAAGGGAACCUGCGAUGCACCGAACUCUCACGCCAUUGUAGAGAAGGCAUGCAUAGGGCAGGCUUAUUGCUCAGUUUCCGUGUCCAACAAUUACUUCGGGGCAGACCCUUGUCCCAACAAGCUAAAGCGCUUAUCGGUUGAAGCUGUAUGUUCCCCCAUGCAACAUCAAACUCCUAAAUUCACCAAUUCAACACGAUGAAAUGGCAGGAAAAAAAGCAUUCCAAAAAGUUAUCAUCAAAACUAUCGUCAUUUGUACACAACGGACGCUGCAAAGCAAGGUGUGGAAGGCUGGAAGCCAAUAAAAUGAAAUUAACCAUAGGCAAAAAUCCUUCACUUGUGCAAGCUGCUGUUUUAUUGAUUCAAGGUAUUCUAGAGAUAUAUGUAUAUCUGGUUUUUGGGUG